AUGCCGAAAGCCGACCCCAAGCAGCCGUUCAAGGAUAAGCUUGCAGUCAAAGGCCACGGAGAAAUUCUGGAAGGAGAUGGUCUUCGCAGAGAAGGUGUUCGAUGGCUGCGCGUUGAGCACGAAGGAAGGGAGGCUUGGAUUCUGAUUGAUGGCAAGGCUGUGGGAGUGAACAGAUGUUUCUUAGAGCCAGUGCCAGGCUGA
This is a messenger RNA of Effrenium voratum, 201 nucleotides long. NCBI's taxonomy places the organism in Eukaryota, Dinophyceae, Suessiales, Symbiodiniaceae. The record is from the annotation of a GenBank genome assembly.